This is a messenger RNA of Dermatophagoides farinae (American house dust mite), 704 nucleotides long. RefSeq names its product histone H3.3. Lineage: Eukaryota; Metazoa; Arthropoda; Arachnida; Sarcoptiformes; Pyroglyphidae. The record is from RefSeq and is a predicted model, not a curated record. Gene Ontology annotation, cellular component: nucleosome. Gene Ontology annotation, molecular function: protein heterodimerization activity; structural constituent of chromatin; DNA binding.
AUGGAAUUCUCAUAACCGUUAUUUGUUUACAUUUUUUUUUUUACAAAUUUAAUAUGUAAAUGAGUAAUUGUUAUAGUGUUUUUUUUCGAAUAAAAAACAUAAAUUUUAUGUAGAUUUCUUUUUUAGGAAAGUUUUAUUGAAUUUUUUAUUCAUCGAAAAUGGCACGACAUUCACAAAAUUCUAGACGAAUUUCGGAGCCAACAACACCGGGUAAAUCACGAAUAUUACGAUCAAGUUUACAGCAUUCUACCAAAUCGCCAACUCAAAAACGACGAUAUCGUCCUGGUACAGUUGCUUUACGUGAAAUACGAAGAUAUCAAAAUUCAUCCCAUAAUCUAAUUCCACGAAUUUCAUUUCAAAGAUUAAUUCGGGAAAUAGCUCAAAGCAUGAAAAAUUCCUUGAGAUUUCAGCCAGCAGCAUUGGAAGCACUGCAAGAGGCUGCCGAAAGUUAUCUUGUUCGCAUGUUUGAAGAUGCCAAUUUAUGUGCUAUACAUGCUAGACGGGUUACAAUCAUGCCAAGAGAUAUUAAUCUUGCCAGACGAAUACGUGGUGAUUAUCAUUGAAUUUGGCAAAUGGCUAAUCAUUCAUUUUUUUGGAAAACUUUACACUGAAAUUUAUUAUCAUUUUUAAAAUAAUGCCAUUGAUUUACAUCAUGUUUUAUAUGUAAAAAUUGAAUUGUAAUAAAAUAAAAUUAUAAAAAUCGA